AUGGGUAUAGCAGCAGAGGCAGUCGGUGCUGGUCGUUGGCUUUGCUUUGUGGUUUUGGAGGUAUAUGGCAGUCGGUCGGUGAUGAGUAUAGCAGUAGAGGCAGUCGAUGCUGGUCGUUGGCUUUGCUUUGUGGUUUUGGCUUUGUGGGUUCGAGGAAACUAUUAUAUGAGUAUCAACCAGCCAGGUGCUGGAUCUCACUGGCGCCGGACAACUGGCCAAGAAGUUUACUCACCCCUUCUUUUAGCUUUCACACAUGAGAAAUCAGAAGAUUGGAAAGCUUCUCAUAUAACUAAGGCGACAGCCAUGGAUCCAAACUAUAGCUUACCUCUUAAUGUGGCAUUGAUUACUCUUGAGGAAUUAGAAGACAACAGUGUUCUCCUCCGUUUGGCACAUCUAUACGAGGCUGACGAAGAUGCAGACUAUUCAAAAUUAGUCAACAUAGAACUGAAGAAGAUGUUUGCUGGAAAAACUAUAACGGAGGUAAAGGAAAUGAGCUUAUCAGCAAACCAAGAGAAAUCAGAGAUGAAGAGGUUGACAUGGAAGGUUAAGGGGGACAGUGGAGGUGAGCCUGCACCAGUUAGAGGUGGCCCUGUAGAUAGCUCCGCCCUUAUUGUUGAGCUCAGUCCCAUGGAGAUUCGGACUUUCCUCUUGAAAUUUUAA
This is a messenger RNA of Ilex paraguariensis (yerba mate), 660 nucleotides long. NCBI's taxonomy places the organism in Eukaryota, Viridiplantae, Streptophyta, Magnoliopsida, Aquifoliales, Aquifoliaceae. The record is from the annotation of a GenBank genome assembly.